UAGGGCCCUGCCCCUUCUGCUUCUCGGGCCUGACUUCCUGUAGCUGGGCUGCCCGCCAGGCCGGCGAUAACACGUCCUUGCGAUUUGGUCAAAGGUGCUCACUCUUGAGACAUCAUGGUGGUGUACGGGUGACAGGCUGGGCUCAGCUACACCUGAUACUUCCAGAUCUUUGCAAAAGCAGUGAGAGAUGCACUGACAACAGAACUCAAAACAGAUGCCAAGAAGACUUCCGGCAGCAGCCUAAAAAUUGUGAAAGUGAAAAAGGAAUAG
Molecule: messenger RNA, 270 nt
Organism: Leopardus geoffroyi (Geoffroy's cat)
Lineage: Eukaryota; Metazoa; Chordata; Mammalia; Carnivora; Felidae
Product: ATP synthase subunit epsilon, mitochondrial-like
Exons: 1
Biological process (GO): proton motive force-driven mitochondrial ATP synthesis
Cellular component (GO): mitochondrial inner membrane
Molecular function (GO): proton-transporting ATP synthase activity, rotational mechanism
Source: RefSeq, a predicted model, not a curated record